ACAAGACCUACCUCCUCCCCAUACUAUUUCCCCAGACUCAAUCCGAAGAUCCUCAACGUGGACAGGACAAAUUCGCCACCAAAUAAUUUUCAUAUCGACAGACAGCCAGUAUGACAAAACCAAUGUUAAAGAACUUGCGAGUAUAUAUACUCGCAAGUGUGGCGUAUAUGGGCUCUUUUCUUUUCGGUUAUGACACCGGCGUGAUGGGCAGUGUUUUAGCCCUAAAGAGCUUUAAGGAGGAUUUCGGACUUCCAACGGAGAGUUCCGGAUUUGCAAAUAGCAAAAAUGCUGAGAUCUCGUCGAAUGUCGUUUCGUUAUUAACGGCAGGAUGUUUCUUCGGCGCUAUUGGGGCCGCCUUUGCCAAUGAAAAAUUUGGCCGUCGAUACACACUCAUGGUUCUAUGUGUCAUUUUCCUCAUUGGUGCCGCUGUCCAGACCGCGGCCACCCACCAACUUUCGUACAUCUACGCUGGGCGUGUCAUUGCUGGCCUGGGAAUCGGAGGCAUGUCAGCUAUCACCCCGGUAUUCGUCGCAGAGAACUGCCCAGCAGAAGUUCGCGGCCGAAUCACGGGAUUGUUCCAGGAAUUUUUAGUCAUUGGCGUCACCAUCGCAUACUGGUUGAAUUAUGGUGUGUCUCGGAACAUCGCUCCAUCAACCGCACAAUGGCGUAUCCCCGUCGGAUUCCAAAUGGCCCCUGGUGCUGUUAUGUUGGUCGGUCUUUGUUUCCUGAAGGAGUCACCGCGUUGGUUGGUGAAGCAGGGUCGAUACGAUGAGGCCACCGCAUCUCUCGCCUACAUGCGCCGUGAGGACCCAGGCAGCCCAGAAGUUCAAGGGGAACUCGCAGAAAUCCGGGCUUCCAUCGAAGAUGAACUUGCAGCAACAGAAGGUGUCGCCUGGAAGGAGGUGUUGCAACCUGGCAACCGAGCUCGAUUUGUGAAUGGGUUCCUCAUCAUGUUCUGGCAACAGUUUUCUGGAACCAACAGCAUCGGAUACUACGCUCCCCAGAUAUUUCAAACAAUCGGCGUUGCCAAGACUGACACCAGUCUAUUUGCAACUGGUAUUUAUGGCAUCGUCAAGAUGAUUUCUACUGGUAUCUUUUUGCUGGUGGGUAUCGAUCAGAUUGGUCGCCGUCGGUCCCUGAUUGCUGGCGCAGCCUGGAUGUCCGUCAUGAUGUUCAUACUUGGUGCUGUGCUCGCCACCCAUCCCCCAACGAACGUCAACACCGUCUCCCCGGCCUCUAUCGGCAUGAUUGUCAUGAUAUAUCUGUACGUCAUUGGUUACUCCGCCUCAUGGGGUCCAAUCCCGUGGGUCUACCUGUCAGAAAUCUUCCCAACACGGCUUCGCGCAUACGGUGUUGGUAUGGGGUCCGCGACGCAAUGGCUGUUCAACUUCGUCAUCACUCGUAUCACACCGGCUGCCAUCAACCACAUCGGGUGGAGGACAUUCAUCAUGUUUGGUGUCUUCUGUCUUGCGAUGGGUACGUGGAUCUUCUUCUUCGUUCAGGAGACCAAGGGCCGUACGCUUGAGGACAUGGAUAUUCUCUUUGGCACUGUCGAUAUGGAACGUCGCAAGAAUGACAUUGAGAAUAUGCUAGGGAAGGCCAGAAUCGUCGAGGAUGAAGAUAUUUCCAAAGUCGAUAACAGCCAGGUGGAGCAAGAGCACCGUGUUAAAGAGUAAAUGUAUAUAAUAUAUUAUUCGACAAAGGAAUAUAAUAGUCUGUAUUUACUCAUGUAAAGAAUAGAAUACUAGUGUGCU
Molecule: messenger RNA, 1754 nt
Organism: Pseudogymnoascus verrucosus
Lineage: Eukaryota; Fungi; Ascomycota; Leotiomycetes; Thelebolales; Thelebolaceae
Exons: 2
Coding region: 111-1676 (521 amino acids)
Biological process (GO): carbohydrate transport; transmembrane transport
Cellular component (GO): membrane
Molecular function (GO): carbohydrate:proton symporter activity
Source: RefSeq, a predicted model, not a curated record